AUGGCAGCAAAGGCAGCAAAGCAAUACCAGACAAUAAAUCUUGACAACCAUGAUGACUCAGAAAUCAAGCGCGCAGUAUUAGACAGAACUAAGGCCUCUUAUGAUCGGGCAUUGGCGACUUUUGAUGACUUUCUCGAGCUACAUCCAGGGGCAUCUUGGCCACUUGAUAUUCGCUCCUAUAAGGGGUUCAUGGAGUUUGUGAGCAAGAAUAUGCCAGGCCGACUAGGGACGCACCCCACAUUGGAGACAGUGGAAUCCUUUCGUCGCAACUUUGAAGCUGGUCUUCUUUUGCGCCGUGACUUUAAGAUCCAAGAGCACAUGUCCACAACCAUUAAGGAAUGGAUAAGGAAAGAUCUCAGGGAUCUCGUCCCCCUCUCAGAUGCGGAAAUGGAUAAAGAUAGUCUUUCACCAAAUGACCUAAUGGUUCUUCUCACACAGCUCUGGUGUCGAGACUUUAAAGAGUACAGGGGAACGUGCCCUGAUCGCUCACGAGUUCAGCUAAGCGCCUCUUUGUUAUUAUACUGUUUUACAUCAGCAAGAACAGGCGAGGUACAUGAGUCAACAGCCCGGCGAGAAUUGUCACGCAAGCAAACCUCUACAGUUGGGCAGUACGAAGCAAGGGCUCUUGCAGCAUGUUACAAGCACUUCACUCUGACUAUUGAAAUGGUCGAUGGUAUGAAGAUGUUAGUUCUUACAUACUCCCGCCAAUAUGUGAAGGGAUUCUGGAGGAGAAAGCAUUGGCAGCGUCCUAUUCACGGCUUUUACGAGUUGUAUAGAGAACACACGCCCCUAUUUUUCAAUCUCUUGGUAUUCUUCUUGCCGUUGGCCUCUGCAGAUCGAGCCUUUCGAGAUUUCGAAUCCGUGAGCGAGAUCCUGGCUCUAGCUGAGUCUAUACAAAGCGGCGACAGUGAGAAAAUUCUGGCUACCAUAGAUUUCACGCCAGAAGUCCUGGACACUCCUGUGUUUCGACCCUUCAAUGAACAGGAAAUACAAAAGUCAACACGAAGGUCUCGUGGUGCGGACUCCUUUGGAAAAGAUUUUGCCGAGCUUGGGAACCGUGCAGGAUAUACACGCAAUGUUACUGCACGCGCUUGUCGUCGAUGGGCUUUGAUGGAGACCGAUAAGCAUCAUUCGGAGACUGCAAGGAUGAAGUUUGCGGGCCAUAUUCAGAGAGACACAUUCGGCAGAUCCUAUGCACACCCCGUUAGUGAAGUUGAUGGACCCGCAACAUAUUUGGGCAUCCUAACUCGCCAUGAGCAUAUACAAAACCGUCGAAGCAUGGGAAUGCAUCGAAUUCCGCAACUUUGGCAAUCACUCCCCGCUAAAGCCGAGUUUGAGUUUCUCGAGAGAGAAGAUGUUAUGUCUCUUGAUAAAAAGAUGGAUCAGCUCACCCAAGAAAUGGGGGACGUCAGGGAGCCAACCGAGAAACAUAGACUUCAACUGGAACAACACCGGAUAUAUAAUGAGAAGCAGAUACUGUACAAGCAAGAGCUCCGAAGAUUGCAGCAAACCCAGAGGAGAGGUUCGAUUACUCAGCAAGGUAGCAUAUUUGAACAGACCCUCUUUUCUUUUACAAGAAAAGUGAUGCCCGAGCGUGAUCUGCUUGCACAACUUCUCCCAAAGAAUGAGGGAUUGAGAAGUGCGACUGGGUUGAAAGUUCUUGCAGCUCUAGAAACCAUAUGCUCUGGUAGCAGCACAAGCAUUUACGGCGCUGGCAUGCAAGCUAUUGACGGGAAAUGCUUUUGCGGAAGCGCCCUCAGCGCCCCUGACAAUUUUUCACAGUCUUGCAUUGCAUGCUGUCAAUGGUUCUCAAACCCAGAACUCUGGGACUCACAUUGCGAGGCUCAUUUAAGUAGGCCUCAUGAGUUAAGUCGUUGCGACCUUAUAAUAUUCCGACAUGCCAUAGCAAAGGCGGCAUAUUGUCCAUUCUGCCUCGGUAGAACUGAUUUGAAGCCGUCACAGCGUAUGUGUCAAUUUCUCGAUCGCAGCAAAUGGUCAGACCAUAUCGAAUCCCACCUGAGUUCUCAGGUACUAUGUAACAGAUAUCAUUGCAGGCAUCCAGCAUGUUCAGUGGCUUUAACAAACUUGCAUGACUUACGGCACCAUCUGGAAGAUGUCCACUGUAUUCUACCAUUGCGCGGAAAGAAGAGAAAGCUUGAGUAA
Messenger RNA from Aspergillus aculeatus ATCC 16872, 2163 nucleotides. RefSeq lists its product as uncharacterized. Lineage: Eukaryota; Fungi; Ascomycota; Eurotiomycetes; Eurotiales; Aspergillaceae. The transcript is spliced from 6 exons. The record is from RefSeq and is a predicted model, not a curated record. The coding region runs from base 1 to 2163 and encodes 720 amino acids.